AAAUUCUUUAUUGUAAUUAAUUAAAUUUAAUAAUAAAUACACAAAACUAAUUAAAAAGUUUCACUCUUUUAAUAAAAUUAAUAUUUUUUAAAAAUUGGAAUAAAUAUAAAAAAUAUGAAAUUUAUCAAUUAAAUGUAAAUAUAUGUUUCAGACUAUUUUAUGCAUCGCGAAUUUCAAGUGUAUUAUAGGGUGAGAAUAUUGAGAUGUCAGGAAGCAAAUAAAGCUAGAAUACAGAUAAAAAAAAAAGGUGUAGUUUUAUGUGUCACUGGUACUUAGGAGAUGCAGUUUACGUACAUGAUAAAAACGUAUAAUAGCCUCUUCUCGCCAAAAUAUCUCUGAAGGCUUUAUUUUCAACACUAGCUUAUUCUGAAUUUUUCGAUAUUCAUUGUCUCUUUUUCUUGAAAAAAAAAAUAAUUUUGUAAUCAAUGAUUUUUAUUUUAUUUGGAUAACAAAAAUUUAUGUGAAAUUUCGUUAUUACUUAUGAAAUAAAUUUAAAAAUGGUCACGUGAUAUUUUCAAUUAUAAACUCAAUAAGUUCAAUUAAUACAAACAAAAGUUACACUAUUGUGCGGUGAUACGGUGCGUUAAAGUGGCGAGAAGCUUCGCAAGUCCUAAUAGUAUUGCAUUUGAUAUUCCGCAAUGUUCAAUGAGGGUGAAAAAUUGAGGAAAAAUUUUUGCAAAGGAGUAUCUAGACUGAAAUCAAGUGAAGAAAGUCGAAGCUGAUAAAUCUUGAAAUUGAGGAUCGCUGAAAGGGGUGCUCAAAGUGGUCUUUUAAAAGAAACAUGAAUGUUCCUUGCUACCAGAGAAAAAGAAUUUUUAUUAAGGAGGCUAGAGAGCCUCGCGCGUUCAAGCUCUCUUAGCGAAUCGUUUGGAUGACUUAUCUAGAAGAAUAAUCGAGAGAGAGAGAGAGAGAGAGAGAAUGUUUGAACACAAGCAGACAAUCUUGCUGGCGCCGGCACUCAGCAACAGCAGUUGUUGGCGGCCCGGUUCAUCCGAGAUGUCCUGGACUGGUCCAGGACCGGGAGAGUUAAUUCGCGCUGCCUUGAUUCUUCUUCUUAGCAUUGGAAUUCUAUUCGCCAAUCUUGUCGUCAUUUGUGUCAUCAACAGUCGCCGCUACAAUAAAUACAUUCACGCUCAGCCAAGAUAUCUGUUAACUAGUCUCGCGAGUAACGAUCUUGCCAUUGGACUUCUGGUGACUCCAUUCGGCUUCCUUCCGGCUAUAUAUGGUUGCUGGCCCUACGGUGAAGUCGUUUGUCAAAUUCAGGCAUUGCUUAGAGGGGCUCUUACUCAACAAAGUGCUGUAAUUCUGGUUUGCAUGGCGAUAGAUCGUUACAUCUGCAUGUUACAUCCUCAUCGUUAUCACAGACAUUCCACAAGAAAGUAUUACAUGCGGCAGGGUUGUGUGGCUAUUAUGUCAACCACUUGGAUAGCAAGCGUGGCAACUUUUGGACUCCUGGUUCUCCCUAAGGGCGGAUAUUAUUUCAAUGCGACUGGCCUUCUCGCCUGCGAUCCCUUCUUUUCUAGAGCCUCGCUUAGGAUUCUUGCAUGCUGUUGCUUUUAUUUUCCUACGACGAUGGUACUCAUGUACUGUUACGGUUCUGCCUUUCACGUCAACAAACUGCGCUUAAAGAGGGUAGUUUGUGUCAACACGCCGGAAGUUGUCGGCGGUGGACACAUCGAGAGGUUCAAGGUCCACGAGAGGCGACUGUCGACCUCUGCAUCACGAACAAUGGCAGCGAUGAGUCUCGGAUUCAUCGUCAUGGUCACCCCAUGGACCAUCCAGGAAGUUGUGGUUGCAUGUACCGGAAGUAAGCCACCACCAUUCCUCGAAUUCCUAGCAACGUGGCUCGCUCUUUCCAACAGCUUUUGGAAUCCUUUUCUUUAUUGGUUACUCAACAAUCACUUUCGACGAAUUUCGAAAGAAAUCUUCUAUACGAAGAUUUUAUGCCGAUCGAAACCUCUUGGGCCAAAACAGCAUUGCUGUGCAACUAGUACAGGUGGUUUGGAUGUCUGUAGCAUUGCUGGACUAGAUUUAUCAGGUUUAGAUCGAUGUUCCAUGGAUCAUUGUUCAAUGGCAAGAUGUUCGUCAUCAUCAUUAGCACUAACACCCCCGCCUCUGCCAUGGGAAGCAAGACACAUAGUUAACGAAGAAAAAAUGAUCACGUGAGGAAAGGAUGCUGCCACGCAAACUGAAUACUCCGAUUCUCCGGAGCAUAGCAGUUAGUAAUGCGUGGUGGCAGGAUAAAGCAAUUAACAUUUAGUGUCGACAUAAAAUUUCAAAUAUAUAUUACAGUUCAUAAAAACUAAAUAAGUAUAUCAAAAUUACUUGCUAAAAAAAGAAAAUUAAAUAAUAAAAUAAAAAUAAUUACAAGUUUCUCAUUUUAUCUUUUAGAAAUAAAUUUUUGUAAUUUGGUAAAUGUUUUGUAAAAUUCUAUACAUAUAUAUAUAUAUACGUCUAUAUAUUUCUUUUACUUGUCACAAUUUAAAGAUAAAAUUUUUGUUUUUUAAAAAGUCAAAUUUUUAAUACAAAUAAAACCGCUUAAGAAACUUCUACAUUAAAAAAAAUAAUGCAUAUAUUCACGGAAAAAAAGAAAAAGUAAUUUUUACUACUUUCAUAGUAAAACGGGAACUGUCCAAAGUUUCUGCGCAUCUCUGUCAACUUUUACACCAAAAAUAGUAAAAUUGACUAUUUUUUGUAGUAAAUUUUACUGUUCCGUAGUAAUGUUUACUAUUUCUGAAGUAAACUUUACUAUUUUUGGAGUAAAAGUUGCCAGAGAUGCGCAGAAACUUUAAACAGUUCCCGCUUUACUAUGAAAGUAGUAAAAAUUACUUUUUAUUUUUUUCUAUGUUCAUUUUUAAAUUUCUAAUUAAAUUUAAUUAGAAAUUGCUUACAUUAAAAUAAACGACAGCUAAAAAAUUUAUAAUUCUAUAAAUUUAAAUUAAUAUAAAUAAGGACUCUUUUUUAAAAAGAGAGCUUUGUAAAAUUACAAAUAAAUUUAUUAAUUUUAUAUAGUUCUAGAAUAAAAUAAAAAGUGUCAAGAUGAAAAAAAAAAUGUUGAACAAAAAUUAUUAAAAUCGUUUUCACUGCCCAUUGAUAAGGAUAAUUAUUGUGAAAGUGAAAAAAUAAUAGUAUUAAAAAAAAUGUAAUUAAACGCACAGGGCUUCAAUUAUCAUAAAAUAUACUAAUACGAUAAAUAGUUUAAGAAAUCCAAAUAAAAACUUUUUUAGUUUCAUAAAUAACAAUUUAAUUAAAUAUAAAAUUUUUAUAUUAUACAAAUUAUAUUUUAUAAUAUAAAUAUAUAAUUGCAAAAAUUUAACAUUUCUUUGAAUUAUUGUGCUAAAAAAAUCUUUUAAAAAAUAUAUAAAUCAAAAAAUUUUCUUUUAAUUAUUGUAUUAUAUAAUUACCUGAACAAAGGAAUAGAAUAAAAAAAAAUUCAUAUUCUUAACAAAAAAAAAAAAAAAAUUAUAAAAGUACCUAUUAGAUUAAUAUCAUACUGAUAAUGCGCAGCACAAAUAUAGAUACCAAUUUGUAAUUAGAAACGCAGAUUUAUAUAUGAAUUUAAAUAUUAUAGAGAUUCCAAAUAUGUCGGUAAAGUUUUGAAAAAACAUGUAAAAGAAAUAUUAAACUCUUAUAAUUAAUAACUAUAUGACCGUAUGACGUCAUAAAAAUGUAAUUUUAUCUAAAUUGUAAACAAAAAUUCAUGUUGUAUUCUAAUGUAAAAAAAAAAAAUUAUUCACCUGUAAGUUUACAAGACUUUAAGAUUUAUAAAAAGAAUCUCUGUUUCAACAUUAUUUAUUAUAUAAUUAUUUAGGGAUGAAUAAUAAAAAUAAACUGUCAUGUUUAACUUUGUAACACAAAAUUGUAAGUUGUUCAUGGAUUAUUAAAACAAUAUUGAUUCAUAACAAUUUAUAAUUACUUUACCUCAUCAACAAUAUUUUUAAUUUUUUACUUUUCAAAUAUUAAUAGAUUUUACUGUACAAAAUGUAAUUAAUUACAAAAUUUUUUAUUUUUUAAACCAUAAAAAUUGAAAUACGUUAUCCAAAUUGAAAAUUUUUUAAAUCAUUUAAAUUUGUUAUCAAUUCAUGUCUGGGUAUUAAGUUUACAUCGGCAGCUAUAUUUCAGCAUUGAAAAAAUUAAUGAAUUUUCACUGAUGUAUAUACAAUUUUGUUUAUUAAGUUGCAUAUGUAAUACAAAAUAAAUGCGUUGAUAAUACUCUUAUUUUUGAAAUGAAAUAUUAUUAAUCCCUCACUGCGGAAAGAUGAUAUGAAGUGUUUUAACCUGUUAAUUAGUUUGUUAAAAUUUGCAAUAUUUGCUACAUUUUCAAAAAUUAAAAUAUAUUGGAUAGAAUACUCGUAAAAUUUUAAUUUGAGAACAAUAAUUCUAAAACAAUCCGCAGUGCAGGUUUCAUGUAUAAUUUGCAAUUGUAAUUAUAAAUAUGAUUUAAAUUAUAUUAAACAACGCAAACUGUCUUCAAAUUUAAAAUUUAAUUUAUGAAUAUCAAGUAAUUAAAAAAAUUAAUUUUAUGGAAAAAAAACUUUAAACUAAAUACGGCAUUUAAAGAUUUAAAGUUUUUUUUCACAAGAUAAAGGUUUUCAUUCGUCUUAAAAUUCUAAUUGAUAUUACAUUCUCAUUUUUAAAAAUUCUCAAACUACUUAAUGACUUGAAUAAUACUAUAAACUUGAUUUUUAAUCAUUCCAAUUACAUUAAUUAUAAUAUAACGAAUCGUUUACAAAAACGAUGAUAUCAUUCAAACUUUUAAUAAAUUGUAUUAUGAAUUAAAUGUAUUAUAUAUACGCGUUCACAUUCUUACAUUUUAUUAUCUCACAUUCUAGAAAAAUGUUUAUCGCACUUAAAUUAUUACAGAUAAAAAUUAGAGGAGAUUCUUUAAAAAGCUUUCUAUACUUUUUACAAAUAUCUUAACUUAAACAAUUCAAAAAGCUUUAGCGAAAUGAGUUUUAACAUUUAAGAAAAAACCCUAUUUAUAUUUUUUCUGAAUAAUAAAACUAUAACGGGUUUUAGCUAUAGGUUAAAAAAAUGCAAAUACAAUAUUGCAUUUUUUUAAAAAUAGUUUUAUUUGUAUUUAUGUGAAAAGUAAUACUUUUAAAAUAUUUACAUUUGAGUUCAUUUCUAAGAAUUAAUACUAUUUUGAAAAGAAUAUUUUUCCAAAUCACAUGAAUUCUUUUAGAAAAAUGUACUUAACUUUUCGCUAAAGUUUUAGAAUCACUAGAUAUGUAUUAUAAAUUUUUAGUUUUAUGUCUUUUUAUUCUUUUCGUCGUUAAUACGAUUAAAAAUGUGUAUGUAUUUUAUUUUCUAUUUUUAAAUGGUAGGAAAAAUGUCGAUUCUUUAAAUACUUUGUUCAUAUUAAUAGAUCAUAAUAAAAUCUGACGUAAAAUCUCUACAUUUUAAUCUAUCUACGAGACUAAAAAUGGUUGUUCUUGACAAUAUUUCCACUGAAUUAUUCAUACAUUAAAGCAUGUCAAGUCUUAAAAAUAAAUUACACGUCAUAAAAAU
This is a messenger RNA of Leptopilina boulardi, 5511 nucleotides long. RefSeq names its product trace amine-associated receptor 9. The record is from RefSeq and is a predicted model, not a curated record. Gene Ontology annotation, cellular component: membrane. The transcript has 9 exons. Gene Ontology annotation, biological process: neuropeptide signaling pathway. NCBI's taxonomy places the organism in Eukaryota, Metazoa, Arthropoda, Insecta, Hymenoptera, Figitidae. Bases 919 to 2166 code for a protein of 415 amino acids. Gene Ontology annotation, molecular function: corazonin receptor activity.